CCUUCUACUUUGUUGACCUAUAGACCCACGUACAAAUUCACAUAAGCUUGCCCCUCAGGUAGAGAAUUUUCCUGCUACUUUUCUCUGCAUGUUGCUUUCUCUGCAAGGGGUCUCGUCUUCUCUCAGCAGGUGACCAGUGGCUCAUGCGUUGUUCACAGCAGAAGGAGUAUAGCAACGAUCAUUUGCGUGGCGUUGCUACGUGAGCUUCACUUUCCUGGUGGUGGAAUGAUGGCCGAUGGGUCCAGUUCGACGGUUCGGUUAGGUCGUUGCCCGAGGUGUGGAAAUCUGUCGCCUGAGCCCUCCGACAAUUCUGUGUACCGGUGUGGUGCUUGCGGUGCAUUUCUUAGAGCGAAGAAGAAGAAUGCGCUGGCCUCUAAUUCGGUAUUCUCUUCCACGGAUACAGUUUCUGUUAGCGUUUCUGAUACGAAGAGGGAAGGGGAUACGUCGGAUGCUGUCGAGGGCGGAAAUGAAACAGUAGUUUCCGGAGAAAGUGAUCUUGGUGUAAACAGUAAUUCUUCAUUAGGGACACAGAAGGAGGAUGAUUUCAGCGUUGGAGAAAGGAAUGGGGACGAAGGAAUGGAACUUAAGGUGGAUCGGUCAGAUGCUGUUGUGGAGGCUGGUCACGGUAUCGAAAGUGGACGACCCUUGACGAUCGAUUUGAACAGGCCAAAAUCUAUAAACUCAAGCACGGAAGGAGGCCUCAGAGAGGAUCCAGCUAAUUUGACCCGAUAUUCUAGGCAGCCAAGUUCGAGGGUUGAUGCUGACCAGUGGGACGUGAUUGGAGAAUGUUUUGAAGGGAUUCCUGGGAUCUCCAGUGAUGAAGUUGGGACGAGUAGGAUUCCCUCACAUGAAUAUGUUAAUGAUGGAUCGUUGAAUCAUCAACCUCGUUCCUACUUUGUGCAUGGCAAGUCAGUGAAGAGUAAUGUCCACAAAUGGGCUUAAUAGAGGGGAGAGCUUGGACUUGGAUGCCGAGCUCCUGAGAAAGUUGGAUGAUUUGAAAAAUCACAUCAGCAGAAUCAGUGAUACACCCGAGAGAACUGGCGAGACGGCUUUUCUUGAUAGGGAUGGUCUACCCGAGCCUUUUGAUGAUAAAUUCAAGUAUGUGUCUGGUGGACUCUUGACCCCGGGAAAGCCUGUUCUGGCGAACCCUCAUUUGAUUCAUCAGCAUCAACAGCAUCCUUGCAUCGAUCGAGAUACACAUGACUUCUAUCUUCCUCCUAUUCCUAGGAGCGUAACAACGUCAAGACCUUACCAUCAAUAUGUAAAACAAUCUUAUCGAGGUCACUUGAAUAAGUACAUGGAUUUGAUUCGAGAUUUCUCUGCAUCGGAUUCACGAGAUUCCUCCCUUGACUGCAACUUGUGCACCUGUUUUCACUGCCGUCACGAACAUGAGCAAGCUCCUUAAUCGGUCCAACCAACUCCUUUCGGCACUAAAGGGAGUGUAGGGGUACCCUGUGAAUUCCAUCUCCUGUCGCCAUCACGAUCCCAUCCAAAUUUGGCCUAGUAGUAAUUUGGGUGU
Molecule: messenger RNA, 1519 nt
Organism: Syzygium oleosum
Lineage: Eukaryota; Viridiplantae; Streptophyta; Magnoliopsida; Myrtales; Myrtaceae
Exons: 2
Coding region: 226-942 (238 amino acids)
Biological process (GO): regulation of defense response to fungus
Source: RefSeq, a predicted model, not a curated record